UUCUGCUGUUGGAGAAGAGGCAGACUCUUGGUGGCUCUGAGGGCCACCAAAUAAGGAAGGACAUCCUUUUUCUCCACCUUAUCUGUGUGCAUGUUAGUGGGCAGAGCAACUUCCUCAUUCAUGGCAGCAUCCCCAAACAUGGCUUGGAAGGGACGAAGGUGCUGCAAAAAGCCGAGAGAUAAAAAAUACUCCCCACACCGUUUCCAGUGUCAUGGAGUGACAAGAAAACAGGUCGUGACAAAGCUCUUCUGGUCCAAGAUGUCUUUUUCUACCUCUGCUCAGCUGGCCUGCCAUACCAAAGACUGGUCAGGUGAGAACUAUGCCAUCAAGCCACAAGCGACAUGCUCAGCCUGGAUGCAUCUAAGCAGAGAGAGAGAGAGAGAGAGAGAGAGAAGAAGAAGAAGAAGAAGAAGAAGAAGAAGAAGAAGAAGAAGAAGAAGAAGGAGGAGGAGGAGGAGGAGGAAGAGGAGGAGGAGGAGGAGGAAGAGGAGGAGGAGGAAGAGGAAGAGGAGGGAGAGGAGGAGGAAGAGAAGGAGGAGGAGGAAGAGGAGGAGGAAGAGGAGGAGGAGGAAGAGGAAGAGGAGGAGGAAGAGAAGGAGGAGGAGGAGGAAGAGGAGGAGGAAGAGGAUGAAGAGGAAGAGGAGGAGGAAGAGAAGGAGGAGGAGGAAGAGGAAGAGGAGGAGGAAGAGGAGGAGGAAGAGGAAGAGGAGGAGGAAGAGGAAGAGGAGGAGGAAGAGGAGGAAGAAGGAGGAGGAGGAGGAAGAAGGAGGAGGAGGAGGAAGAAGGAGGAGGAGGAGGAGGAGGAGGAGGAGGAGGAGGAGGAGGAGAAGAAGAAGAAGAAGAAGAAGAAGAAGAAGAAGAAGAAGAAGAAGAAGAAGAAGAAGAAGAAGAAGAAGAAGAAGAAGAAGAGAGAAAAGAAAAACACUUGGGAUUGAGGCAUUGUGUUCGUGCCCAGCGCUGUGAAAACCCCAAACUGAGCAGAGUAAAAGAUCAGAAGAGGAUCCUCUAAUGUUUAACAAAUGACAAGCUAGCCCAGGGGAAAGACUGCCUGACAGUGGCUUUGCCACCCAUGAACACAUCCUAGUCCCUCCCCUUUGUGAAAUUCAGCCCAUUCCAACAGGUUCUGUCCCGAAGCUUCUCUUUCAGGGUCAGCCUGAUUCUAGGGCAGCAGUUCUCAACCUGGAGUCACAUAUCAUCUAUCCUGUAUAUCAAAUAUUCACAUCAUGACUCAUAACAGUAACACAAUUACAGGCAUGAUGUAGCAAUGAAAUGAUUUUAUGGUUGAGGGUCACCACCACAUGAGGCCACCACACUGUUCUGGGGGAACAGUGGAGAGAGGAAAGGAUUGAGGAAGCCUUCCAUCUGUUCUGCACUCUUCAAAGGGAUGUAUUCACAGAAAGCCUUUGGUCGGUUUUGUUGGGGCUCUUAGUAAAUCUGAGCAGAAACUGCACCAGGAAAUUUUAUCUGGUUUUGUGAUUUUCUGCUUCUCCUGGGUGGAACCAAGACUGGACUCCAUUGUCUAGCCCUGCAUCUGCAGCUAGUUGCCUAAUGGAAACCAGAAGGCCAACAGUUGUCCUUCGAUAGUGUCUCAGGACAGCCAGGACAGAGCACUAGGAGAGGAGAACCCACGAAGGAUAUCAGUGUGCUGGUUUCCAGGGCAAUGUCUCAUUCCGAAGGUUCUAGAAACACAGUUUACUGGAUGAAGAGCUGAAGUGGGGUGGGGUAAGAAUAACAACCACGUUCACUGAAGGGUGAGGGAGGACGGACAGACAUACGAUGGCCAGCAUACAAACAUAACACCCUAAUUAAUGCUUCCCUCUGCUACUGACACUCUCCCUUCACUCUUCUUUCAUAAAAUAAACAAACAAACAAAAAAAUC
Molecule: messenger RNA, 1879 nt
Organism: Rattus norvegicus (Norway rat)
Lineage: Eukaryota; Metazoa; Chordata; Mammalia; Rodentia; Muridae
Source: RefSeq, a predicted model, not a curated record